UAGAAGCAUAUUAACCAGUUAAGUACCUAGUCAGCUAGCAGUUAUAAAGCACCUUAGCCAUAUCAAGAACUUGUUAAAAAAAAAUAAAAAAAAAGAAUCAUUGUAUAAUAUAUGAAAAUAGGUGAACAGAAAGUGAAUGUCGACAAAAUAUAAUUUAGCUAGAUAUCACAUCUGUUCAACAUGGAAGAUGAAAAUACAUUCAAACAGUGGAAGAAGCAGUGUCUAAACAAAAUCGACUUUAGUAGAAAGGGGAGUAUAGACGACGAGAUUUCUAGUAUUGUAGCGUUCAUAAAUAGUUCUGAGCACUACUUUACCACAAGUUCUUGUUCUGGAAGAAUCGUCCUUAUUGACGGGGUGUCCGACUGCAUCGAUAUGCAAAAGCAAAACUGUACCUGGUUAUUUCUAACUCACAAUAAGUGUAAGAAGGAUGAUGUGGUCGCAAGUUUGGGAAAGUCUUCUGGAGAUGCUGUCUUUAAGUUUGAGCCUUGUGUUCUUCAUGUUCAAUGCAAACAAUUAGACGACGCAAAACUCCUGCACACUGUCGCCAUAAAUGCAGGUUUUAGGAAUUCUGGAGUGACUGUUGGAAAAAGAGGCAAAAUCAUUACGGCUGUGCGCAGUACCCAUUGUCUUGAAGUUCCUCUCAGCCAAAAAGGGCAAAUCCUGGUUUCUGAAGAAUACAUUGAUUUUCUUGUUGCAGUUGCUAAUAAUAAAAUGGAAGAAAAUCUCAGAAGGAUAGGAAGGUUGUAUGAUUGCCUGACAAAGACCUUGGGACCAGAGGAAGUUAAAAGCCAAUUAAAGGACAGACAGACAGAUCAAAAAUUUGUCUACAGGAGGCGGCGAAAAAGAAUGCAAGACAGCGGAACAGAGUGUAGUAUUAAAAAGAAGGAAAGUGAUUUGGAGGAUGAGCUGGAAUGUGAUCUGUCAUUGUUUUUAUAGAACUCUCAAGAAUCCCUGGGUUAGAACUCCAAUGACUUCACUGAAAGAGUAAGCAUCAUAACUCCUCAUCAUGCAAAUGUGUUUAAUGACUGUCUAAUGUAUACUUGUUGUUUUUCAAUAACAAUCAACAACAACAAUUAACAAACCGCACGUUAUUGCCUUUCUUCUGAGAUUGCAUGUAAACCUUUGUGGAGAGCCUCUCAUAAAUAAUCAUUGUAAUGAAUAUAAAUAGUCAACAUUCUCAAAAAAGGCUCAAAUCCACUUUAAAGAAUAUCCAUUUUAUACAAAGGGGUGCUGGUGUUAAGCAUGCCUUUAAUUGCCUUUUUUCUCUGCAUCAGUGUUUCUAAAUAAGCUGGUGUUAUUUCGAAAGCCCUUGUGUAUGUGAAUGGUACAUGCAGCUCAUUUCCCUGUGAUGAGGGUAGACAGCAGGUACUGGUGGCCCAAUGAGGAAGCUGACCACAUUCGUCAUCUCUGCCAAAGCAUCAUUUGGGCCCUCCAAAGAAACAAGUGUGGUUUGGAAGCACAUUUCCUCAGGAUUAGUUGCCAGUUCUCUGCCCUGUGAUGCCUCAUUUGGGAGAUUUGCCUCAUUAGCAAGUCCCUCCUCUACCAUAUGGAUGAGUUUCUCUCAUGAUACACUCUCUCCUCUCUAUUUGGUGUUCACUUUUAUGAGGCACAUGUGAAAUGGUGAUAAAUUGUUUAUAAAACUAUAUUGUACUCCACAUUGCUAUACAUCAUUUUCAGUACUGGGUGGUAAUCGAUGAUGAGCUUGCUCUGCAUGAAAGGUAAGAGGUCUUGUGAAAUGAUUAUUUCUUAUUAGCCCACAGCGAGAGAGGUCAGAGGUAAGGACUGGCAAGAGUUUCACAAAUUUAUAUUUCUAUUCAGACAGUUGGAGUUGAUAUUGCGUGUGGAAUAACGUUUGGUGUUCAAAGGGUUUAUUUGAGCAGAAACGUGCAUUAAGCCUGAUGUGGAUCGUGUAAAUAUGUACAGUAACUCACCACUAGAGGGGGUUAAUGUGCUUUCACAAAGAUUGAUUUUGCUACCCUUUGGUUCUUAAAUUUAUAGGGAGGCGCAUGGAAGAGUUUGUAGGAUGCUCUUAACCGUAAUAAAAAUAUACUAGGAAGUUAAUGUUUGAAUCUGCGUCAUUUCCCGAUUUUAUGAUUUGUCUAACAAAAUGGACAGAAAAACCUGCGGACUAGUAGCGGGGUCUGCUUGGAAGUAUACAAAGCGAUCUUACAACCGGAGUGAGCUACGGUGACCUGGGUUAAUGACCAGUUCAUGAACAUUUCGAAACCCUACAUGUAAAGAUUUAAAUGUAAAGAAAUCGUGUAAAGAUUCUUAGUAGUGUUAUACAUAUGUGAUUGAACAUUUAUUGCUGUGGAUAUUUAAUUCUCAGGUCCAAAAUAAAAUCGAAACAUUCGUUUUUAUCCAUUUUAAUUUAUACUUCAUCAUGAAAACAUAACGGCACACCUACGAUAGACAUUGCUCAUAAUUAUUACAGCAGCAAAUAUAUUUUAGUAGGCUACAGUAGAAUUUGCUCCCUGGAGACCUAUCAAAACUAUGAACUAUAAUUUGCGGUUUUGCUUUUUAAAUAUUUAAUUUGUAAUGUUACAUCAGGAACGACAAGAGAAAAUUUUAAAUUCACGUGCCCUCAGUGAAAGUCCCCACGUUUUACAAGCAUUUUGAAGUAUCGAUACCCUAUUCUCCCUUCGCAAAACUGUGAUGUCCGCAGGACAGUUCAAAUCACCGUGCGACUUCCCCUGGACAAAAAAGCCCGCUCUCUAAUGACAAUCUUAAAACAACACCAAUUAGCCACCUGAUAGACUGGAGUGAUUAGAAAUCUCGUCCAAUUAUUACGGCGUAUUAAAGCUGAGGGGAAAAGGAGGGCUGUCUGAUUGGCAGGCUGAGCUGAAGGAGC
Messenger RNA from Electrophorus electricus (electric eel), 2851 nucleotides. RefSeq names its product tRNA-yW synthesizing protein 3 homolog (S. cerevisiae) (gene tyw3). NCBI's taxonomy places the organism in Eukaryota, Metazoa, Chordata, Actinopteri, Gymnotiformes, Gymnotidae. The record is from RefSeq and is a predicted model, not a curated record.